GCGUGGUGGUUGUGGUGGUCGUGGUGUGCGUGAAUGGCGCACAUUAAUGGAUGAGCACGUGCAGAGGGUGGAUAUGGAGGAGGCUCCACCUCGUGAUCUGACACGCAACCCACGUCAAGAGCUUUAACCGCGUGCGCCGUGCGCGCUGUGCCGGUGCGGAGCGAUGGGGGCCGCCCCGCCAGGGUCGCAGGCGCGAGGCUUGCGAGCUGCCGGUGCCUAGCGGCGAGGGGUCAGCAGCCGGUGCGAGCGGCCAGCAGCCCGCCUAUGGAUGCGCACAGCAUGCCGUCCCCGCCGGAGUCUGCGAGCCCCCCCGCCUCCCCCACUCGCCACGAGGCCCCCGAUCUCGACUCUCCCAGCUACGAACGGAUUGACACAGAAGAUCGGGCAUCGCAGUGCGUGGAUGGUUUGAAGCUUCAGGCUCCCCUGGGGCUCCAGGACUUUGAGCUGCUGCGCGUGAUCGGCCGUGGGAGCUACGCCAAAGUGCUGCUCGUGCGACUGCGCACGACGGAGAGCGUCUACGCCAUGAAGGUGGUCAAGAAGGACAUCGUCAACGACGAGGAGGACAUCGACUGGGUGCAGACAGAGAAGCACGUGUUCGAGCAGGCAUCAAACCACCCCUUCCUGGUGGGCCUGCACUCCUGCUUCCAGACAGAGAGCCGGCUGUUUUUCGUGAUCGACUACGUGAAUGGAGGGGAUCUGAUGUUCCACAUGCAGCGCCAGCGCAAGCUACCGGAGGAGCACGCGCGGUUCUACGCGGCGGAGAUCUCGCUGGCGCUGCACUUCCUUCACGAGCACGGCGUCGUCUACCGCGACCUCAAGCUGGACAACGUGCUGCUGGACGCCGACGGACAUGCCAAGCUCACCGACUACGGCAUGUGCAAGGAGGGCCUGAGGCCAGGCGACACCACGAGCACGUUCUGCGGGACGCCCAACUACAUCGCGCCCGAGAUCCUGCGCGGAGAGGACUACGGCUUCAGCGUGGACUGGUGGGCCCUGGGGGUGCUCAUGUUCGAGAUGAUGGCCGGGAGGUCUCCGUUCGACGUCGUGGGCGGCGCCAAGAACCCCGACCAGAACACCGAGGACUUCCUCUUCCAGGUGAUCCUCGAGAAGCCGAUUCGGGUCCCUCGCUCGCUCUCCGUCAAAGCCUCCAACGUCCUCAAAGGGUUCCUCAACAAGGACCCCCGCGAGAGGCUGGGAUGCCACCCCGAGACGGGGUUUGUGGACAUCCGUGCCCAUCCCUUCUUCCGCUCCAUUGACUGGGACCUGCUGGAGAGGAGGGAGGCUGUGCCACCCUUCAAGCCGCACGUGUCCGAGGAGUUUGGGCUCGACAACUUCGACGCUCAGUUCACGACGGAGCCGGUGCAGCUCACGCCGGACGAUGAGGAUUCCGUGAGGAAGAUUGACCAAUCGGAGUUCGAGGGGUUUGAGUACAUCAACCCGCUGCUCCUGUCCACGGAGGAGUCGAUAUGAAGCACAAGAAGCCACGUAGACACACACGUAGACACACACGCAGACACACACACAGAGACACACACACAGACACACACACGUAGACACACACGUAGACACACACGCAGAGACACACA
Messenger RNA from Petromyzon marinus (sea lamprey), 1586 nucleotides. Its product is annotated as protein kinase C iota type-like. The record is from RefSeq and is a predicted model, not a curated record. Gene Ontology annotation, biological process: protein phosphorylation; establishment or maintenance of cell polarity. NCBI's taxonomy places the organism in Eukaryota, Metazoa, Chordata, Hyperoartia, Petromyzontiformes, Petromyzontidae. Gene Ontology annotation, molecular function: protein serine/threonine kinase activity; ATP binding.